Messenger RNA from Chara braunii, 2668 nucleotides. NCBI's taxonomy places the organism in Eukaryota, Viridiplantae, Streptophyta, Charophyceae, Charales, Characeae. The record is from the annotation of a GenBank genome assembly.
CUGGCUCUUGAUUCCUUUUUUUCUCUCUUAGAAGUUUGGUUUUGGCGAAACCACGCUGAAGUACUCUUUGUGUUGAUACCAGGGCAGACAUUCUGACGAUGACACAUUGUGUUUGUUGUGUUAUUGCCAACUUAUUGGACAUUUUGCCAAUUCGCUCUUUUUGAAAAACACACAAAAAAAAAUCAGGAGGGAAGAAUGUUUUCAUGAAAGUGUCCAUGGGUCAACGCGAGUAUCUGACUCUGUCAGCACCAGGGGCGACCACGAUGGAGCCAUGGAAUGCCAAUUUUUCUUUCCCUGUCCAGAAUCUCCAGGAUGAUCUUGUUGUUGAAAUGAUGGACAAUUCAACUCAGAAGGUUCUGGCAAAAGUAGGUGUCUCUACACCAAAGAUAUUGGAGAAAGGAUUGAGGGACGAAAUGUUUGUAUUGCACGGUGCUGAUGGGAGUGAGUGUGGAACCAUCCACUUGAGACUGAGCUUUGUCCUUAGCGAGGAGGAAUUGAGGAAGAUCGUCCAAAUGCGUCAGCGCCAAGCGGCAACUACGACAGCCGAUGAAGCCGACAGCAACCCCUCGGGAAGCGCCGAUAGCAAUCCAGCGACAAUACCAGGAGCUAUGCUGACUCCAGCCGAUGCGGGAUCGACUGGAGAGAAGAAUACAGCUAUGCCAGCAGAUGAACCGAUGAUGUUAGAGCCGUCAGAUGUGCUCGUGCAGGCUCAAUCACCACCUUCGGUUGGCUCCUCAACAGUAGGAAUGAGGUCAUCGAUAUCGGAACAGGAUGGCACAUCUGCGGUGUCCGCUUUGGCGGCAACGUCAUCACCGCAAGCAGAUGCUGCAGACCAGUCCUAUUCAUCAACUUCAGAGAGUCCCGGAUUGGACGAGGCAGGCACAGCAGGAACCGAGGCAGAAACGAACCAGAGGAGUGCAGUACCUGCUGGGACAUUGGACGCGCCAGCUGCAGACGGCAGUGUCUCUUCAGUGGACGCCUCUGGAGAAAGAAGUCAGCAAAAAGGUGCAGAGUUACAGAAGUCUUCAGCAAUACAGGUGGACGAGAACAGACGUGAUAUUUCAUCAGAAAGGUCAUUCGACCAGACCCCAACUGGAUCCACAGCAACUUCUGAAGCCGUAACGAAGGACACAGAGACGGAUGAAACAGACUAUUCAGGAAGAGAAGGCCCCAGGUUCGGCUUUCUCACAAAACAGAUAAUUGGUAGUGUCGUCGUGCUCAUCGGACUUUUCCUCCUCUGGCCAAGAAAGCAGGCACCUGAGAAGCAACAAGGACUCCUUGCAAGGUUGUUGAAAAUCAAUGGCCAGAAGAAGCGAGAGGGUCGAAGGUCUGAUGAAAUCGACGAUGAUGCAGCUGAAUACUUCAGGGUUGCUUCUGAGGGGAAGUGGCAGAAGCAGACAGGGAAGGUUGACAGAUCAAGUGCAGUGUACACUGGGCAUGGUCUCCGCUUCCACUGAGAAUGGGAAUUGAUAGGAUCAGUGUUGCCCUACAAGGACCAGUUGCUGCUGCUCGGUCUGCUAGUAACCCCGCUAUGAUAACAGGUUGGCCCAAUUGGAUAAUCUUGGGCAUUGUGACCAUGACAAUGGGCAGUUUUGUCCUGAACCAUGGCAGGGCAAAACUGUGGCUUAUAUUCAGGUGUCCAGGUGAGUGCCCCUUGACUGUAUGCUGAGUGCUAAGAGCGUUGUGUCGACCUGCUCCCUGGUCGACAACUGUGUGCUGAGUGCGGAGAGCGUUGUGUCCUGUACCAUGGCAUCCAGGUGAGUACCUCGACUCUAUGCUUUCCACUGGUCCGUCGAACACAAGAGUCUUCUGCGGUCGAGUGCUCUCUGGAAUCGGGGAUUAUUUAUCCUGUCGGUGAAUUUCCGCCGGCCGGUAGUAUGCCAUUCAAUAGUCAACUUGGCGCUGUCCUAGUUUUGGUAGUUACCUUAUUUGCUAUCCUGUGGCUUAUAUCUAUUGAUCCUUCCAUCCUUCCAUCCAUCCAUCCAUCCAUCGGUCUCUCUAUCAAAUCAUAUCCAUCUGUCUAUUCGCUUGUGCAUUUGCUAUGCCCUUUCCUGAGGUUUUUAUUAACUGAGAUUAACAUGUGUUUCAUCAACUCAACUUCUCUUGUUCGGUCAGGUAAGCUUACAUCAGGUCAACGUUAGGUCGCCUGGGGCAAUGUACUGCUCCUUUAAGGGCCCGGCUUCAUAUCCAUUCUGGAGAGCUUAAAGCCGAGGUAGUUGUGGUCUGGUUAAGCCGGGAAGCGGGCAGAUCUGGUUGAAUUAGAAUGCCUAAGUUAGGUCUGGUUGGAUUCAUGAGUUUAAGAAUAGUUAACUCGGGUUAGGUAUAAUGGCUGAAUCAGGUCCCGUGCGGUUAAAUGAAGAUAGGUAUGUUAUUUUGGUGGCAGGCACAGUAAGAUGUCCGUCGGAAAUAUGUUGGCUAGAAUUUACAAUCCAAUCAAAGGUUGGAAAUUCCUCUUGGUGAGUCAAGACUCUGAACGCAGAUGCUGGAUGGUUGUGUGCUCCUCCCGCUAGAAGAGUAGUGUAGGACUUUCAGAAUUUGGUCUGUCAUCAUGUACUUAUGGGUGCUUUUUCGGGACUGCAUUUGUCACGGCCGCUAUGGAUCAGCCAUCAACGGUUGUCCUGGGCCCGUCUUCCUUCUAGGAAGAAUCAGAGCAAUUCAACAUUCACAA